GAGAGAGAGAGAGAGAGAUGGCAACCCUAAAAGUUCAGAGUGUGGCCUUCACCAUCACAAUCUUGAUAGCAGUCAUGAGUGAAACAAGAUGGCAAGUUGCAGGGGAUAAGGACUGUGUUGAUGGGCUGGGUAUCCUACUAGGGUGUCAAGACAGUAUUGUCAAGGACAAGCCCCCAAUACCACCAUCAUCACUGUGUUGCCAGGCCGUACAAUAUGUGGGCAUGUACUGCCCAUGCAAGCUCAUGAACAAUGAGGGGAUGGAUCACCUAAGCCCAGAGAAACUGGUGUCUGCUGGAAAUGCUUGUGGAAAACCAUUGCUACCUGGCACAAAAUGUGGAAGUUACACAGUUCCUCCUGCAUGAAACCAUACAUAGCUAGGGGGAGUACUGCCCCACAGCACAGAAGGAACUCUAUCUUCUAAGCUACUGCAAAAUAUGACGAUAUUUUUAAAGAGAAUAAUAUUUGUCUCCAAACUGUCAUAGAGAUGUCAAUGGGCCGGAUUGGAUGAGAUGGGCCAAAGCUUUUUUUUUUUCAAAAGGUUAUGACCCUAAACUUCAUUGAAGCAUAAAUAAUCCAUUACAACGUGCCUAGUGAACACAGCUUGUUCCUCAACAUUCACUGAAGAGAAUAUAAGACCACAUAAAACAGCACAAUUAAACAUAGUC
Messenger RNA from Tripterygium wilfordii, 665 nucleotides. RefSeq lists its product as uncharacterized. The transcript is spliced from 2 exons. Bases 18 to 362 code for a protein of 114 amino acids. Lineage: Eukaryota; Viridiplantae; Streptophyta; Magnoliopsida; Celastrales; Celastraceae. The record is from RefSeq and is a predicted model, not a curated record.